CAUUCAUAGGGGCUGUUCAGGCAGGCAGGGCAAACCGCCGAAGCGGCCGCGCACACAGCAGCGACGUAGUGUGAGCUACAUGAUUUUCUCUCACUGAAGAAAAGACAACCCCCCCGCCCCCCCCCCCCACCACCACCAGGCCAGGUUUCUCUUUUACCGCGCUAUCAUCGCCAUUCGUUUCGUCGUCGGGAUCCCGCGCCGAGCUACAACCGAAGCACAAAUGGAUUUGGCGUUUCUUCACUGAAGACCCGGAGGUCCUCUCCGCCCCCGCGCUCAGCCUGUCGCGGAAAUAGACCGACUUCCUCGUAGCCGAGUGGUUCCCGCACGGCUGCCCGCAGCCCCCGCUCCCCCCGCUCGGCUCGCCGAGCCCAGACCGUCCGCAGCCCGCAGCCCGCAGCCCGCCCGGCCCCUGGCAUCUGGCACCUGGACGCAUCGCCGACCGCCCCGUCGUCGUUGCAGCGAAGCCGAAACGUGCGCGUGUGUGCAUCCGCCGCCUGUAUAAUGCCGACACAUCUACGAUUCCGGAGAAGGUCAUUCCUCGGGCUCAUAUUCUUCUUUUCGCUGUCCACCUCCCUGUUGUACUUCAUCUACUCCGCCCCCGGAAUCGUGAAUGAGUAUGUGUUCAUGGCCCAAGCCACGGGGAUCCAGAUCAGAGAGAAUGUGAAGAACAUUGGGGCACAGGUUCUGGAGCAGGUGGUGAGAGGGGCGUACAGCGUCAACGGCACAGAUUAUUCCUAUGACUUCAACUUGAGUGAGAGCGAUUCUCCUCCCCCCACAUACCUCCCUGAGGGAUUCACCUACCUCCCCUCGCAGGUCUGUCCUGACAGACUGCCCUCCAUGAAGGGCAGGUUGGAGGUGAACAUGAGUGAGGUAUCUCUGGAGGAGGUGGAGAGAUCCUUGCUAGAGUCGGAGCCUAACAUGGCCCCAGGAGGCUACUGGAAGCCCAAAGACUGUUUACCUCGCUGGAAGGUCGCGAUCUUAGUCCCGUUCAGGAACCGACAUGAGCACUUACCAAUCCUCUUCAGACACCUAGUGCCAGUGCUCAGGAAACAGAGACUCCAGUUUGCCUUUUAUGUCGUAGAGCAGGGGGGCACGGAGCCAUUUAACAGAGCCAUGUUGUUCAACGUGGGCUACAAGGAGGCUAUGAAGGACCUGGACUGGGACUGUCUGGUCUUCCACGACGUGGACCACCUCAUGCAGAACGACAGGAACUACUACGGAUGCACAGACAUGCCCAGACACUUUGCGGUCAAGCUCGACAAGUACUCCUACAUGCUUCCAUAUAAUGAGUUCUUCGGCGGUGUCAGUGGCCUGACGGUGAAGCAGUUCAAGAAGAUUAAUGGAUUUCCUAAUGCGUUCUGGGGCUGGGGAGGAGAGGACGAUGACCUCUGGAAUAGGGUGCAGUUUGCCAACCUCACAGUAAGUAGACCACACGGAGAGCAGGGACGCUACAUGUCCAUUCCACAUCACCAUCGUGGGGAAGUCCAGUUCCUUGGAAGGUAUAGUCUACUACGUCACUCAAAGGCGAGACAGAAAGUGGAUGGUCUGAACAACCUAAACUACUCCCCCAUAGUGUCCAGGAGGCCUCUCUACACCAACAUCACAGUCAGCUUGAGCAGAAAGCUUGCACCCAUAGCCGACUACUGACAUCGGCACCGCUGGACUGCAGACCACCUGGGAAUCAAAGUCCUCUGGGACGUCAGCCAUAUAUCACCAGUUGCAGUACUGCUUAGGACUUUUCAGUUGAUUGAUACUUUGCUUUUUUUCUUUUGUUUGUAUGCAAAAAAAAAAUGAAGACUUAAAUAAGUAAGAUAAAUCAGAGAAAAAAAAAUAGGGAUAAACGCUGCACUUGUUUGUGCUACAGUCCAUCACUCCUCUCAUCUGGGCUUAUCUAGUCUUCUUUCUCCACAUGCCUUUUUGCACCAUUUUGGCCUUCAGCAUCCAUUUCAUUAUCCAUUCAUUCAUUUUUGGAUUCAGUCAACAAUAGGUUCGGCCCUACACUGUUGUGCUUGUCUAUUAGAAUAGGCCAUAAUGAUCACACGCUCAUUCAAGUGCACGCACACGCCACACAUGCACGGACGCAACAUUUUGACCUGCAUGUGCUGACAUGGUCCCUGAGGCUUUAGAAUUUUACUUUGCUCUUGCACUUCUUAUCUUCACAAAUGCAGUAAACCUGUGAAAACACUGAACACCUUUACACACACACACAUACACACCCACUCGACCACCACAUAGCAACUUUAACCGAGUGGAUUCCUGCAGCUGGUUCUGCAGAAGGUAUGCCAAAUCUACAAGUGACGAGAGCAAGAAAAAAUGGCUUAAAGAAUGAGUGUUUUCAUUCAUAUAUAUAAAUAUAUACAUAUAUAAACUGUAUGUAAAAUAUUUUAUCCUAGCUUUGCAGAAUAUUGAUACCUUAAUCAUCUCUUACCAACAAUAUUUUGUCCUGUGAACAUACCAUUUUAAAAACUGUGAUAGUUUGAUGUUUUUGUUUGCAUAGCGUCGGAUGUUCUGGCUGCCUGAACGUGGCUGCAUGUAGGAAAGCAAUGCUCAUCCUGUAAGCAAUAAGCUUUAAAAGCAGACAGCAGAACUUAGACCUGAUUUCCUCACUAUACAGAUGCAAUAGCACGGGUGCUACCAUACCCUUAUUGGACUACAGAGAACGAGUGACUGUGUAUGCAAACUUCACAUUCAACAGACUUCACAUGCCACCCUUUUCUCAGCUGUGUGCGUGCGUGUGUGUGUGCAUAUAAAAGUGAGGGAGAGCUAUGCAAAUGGCCUGUGUGUGUGUUCUGUUGUCAGUGUAAGGUCAUCAGCGUGACCUCCAGGAGGCUUCACCCUCCUGAAACCGACGGACUUGACUUCAGACCUCACUUUGUGUGUGGUGCGCAAGUCCAGGCCAGGGGCAGAUGAACCGUUUUAUUUGUAGAUCCCAUAUCCUCAAUGUUUACUCACCUUCAUUUUUACAGAAGAAGAUUGGAGGUAGAAAAUACUUGAUUGCUGUCACUGGUGUUUACAGAAGCUUUUGCUUUGUUAUUUUUUCAGAUUGUCUAGUGUUCGUAAUGACAUUAGCCAGCCCUCCUUCACCGCGGGUGCUGUGAAAUCUCUUCAAUGACGUAUCUAUGGCUGCCUUUAUUUAUUUUAUUUUUUAACUGACACUUCUUGGAUGGGGGGGGGGGGGGGCAGAGCUCAAUGCUCAACUGAGACAUCAGGUGAUAAACCACCGAUUGUCCCCGUUAGCUUGUACCCAGGUUUUAGCUCUGGAGUUGUGUGAAUCCGACUUUCAGUAGUGGUGGUCUCAGCAGAGUUUCGGUCUGUUUUGUGCACAGACCGGCAGCACUAUGGCAGCAUGCAGGGGUUGCUAUAAUUUCCCUCCUUUGUUUGUGUGUGUGACAGUGUUGAUUUUUGAGUAAAAUGUCCCAAUACUGAAAACAUAGUUCCCUAACAGAAAAAGUAAAAACCCACACACAUGCAGACACUCUUUCCUUACCGGCUGUCCUCUAGUCAUGCAGCUACUUCAUUUCACACGAAUCGCCUUGUAUGCAUUUCUUAAGAAGAUAUCUUUUUGGGGAAAAUGUGGCUGGUCAACAAACUGAAGUAUCCAACAAUGAGAGAGAGAAAAAAAGAAGCAUAGAGGCGGGACCUCUUUUUAUUUAUUUGAUCUUUUAUGGAUUAUUUUCUGGAAUUGUCCAGUUUUUACUUUUCUUGCGAUUGAUGUGAUGAUUUAGUUGGUGACAUACUGUAUGACAGUGUUAGAUGCACUGAAACUUGUAGUUAUGUGUCUGUGUGAGAUUGUGAGGUUCAGGUCUGUGUAAAAUCGUUCCGUUUCGUUCGGAUGCAGAUUUCCUCUUCGUAAAUUACAGGAGGAGCUUUUUUUGAUGAAAUGGAACGUAGUGGGGAGGGGGGGCCGCAGCUUGGUGUGUAUUAAUCUGCUGAAUGGACACGUUGGAGGAGGCCAUUUUGUGUGACAACCACAGGAAGAGCAAGACACAGAAUCAGACAAUGCCAGUGGUCACUGUCUUUCACUGGGCGCCCUCUUUUAUGUUUUUUUUUUAUUGAUAAUCAAUGGUGCUGACCUUCCGGAGCUCCUUUUGAGGGAGCCUCUUACUGCUGUACGUGCUUACCGGAACCAACCCUGACAUCGUAAAUGCUCGUAUCAUCAGGCAAAAACCUUCUUUCAGCUUUUAUGGCUCUUUUAUCUAAUUCCAACCCACAACAACAACAAAAAGUGGUGUAGAUGUUCUCUCAACAUUUUUUUCCAUCCAUACCUUUUUUUCAUCCAUACCUUUGUCAAUCCUGAUGCAUUUCCAUCCUGCCAGGUUCAGAUAAUGUAUGUUUUUAUUGCUCCGGUUCAUUUGCUACAAGCAGAAGCACGUGUGUACCUCCUAGCCAGUCACUCAGGAGGAGCCCAGUGAAAGUCAAGGACAGUAGCAGCAUUUGUGUUAAGUUUUUCUUUUCCACGUGUGUUUGAGUGAAAUGGUUAAAACCUUCCAGGGGUCUAACUGUCCUCCAUCUAGAUUUUGAGGAUUUUCUUUGUUUGUUUGUUUUCCAGCACUGAUUAGAACAUGAUUCAUAGUGACCUGGUUCUCACAGAACCUGCAGGUCAUUUUUUUCAUUCCUAACACUUUCAUGCUAACAUUGUGUAUUACCUUUUUCUUUUUUCUAUAUUUUCGUUGCUUUAAAUUCAAAGCUAGAUGGACAUUUAGCAAAAGCCAAAUGGUUCUAGUUUGAGUAUGCAGGUGCAGAUUCAGGCCCCCGAGCGGCCUCAACAUGAGAGGGCCCUCUGGAUGACGUAGAUAAAGAUUCUUAGAGUCAGUAUUAGACAACAGGACUGGUUAUCUGUGACUGCUGGACAGCUUUGUCCACAGGACGACUUGGUAACAGGAGCAAAUCGAUCUCUCGCUUCUGUCAAAAAACAGGAAAUAUUCUUAGCACCUGGCGACAAAAGCUCGUCUUCUUCGUGUUCCUCACUUCCUGUGUGUGGUCUCAGUCCAGACCAAGACCAAGCCUGCUGCUCACAAAAGAGCCUUCAUUGUACCAUAAUCUCACCUGCUCUGAUCCAUUCUGUGCCAGUUUAAAUGAAGGGACCAUUCUUUGGGCAUCUGACAAGACUGGCAGCCUUAAAGCUUCUUAAUUUAUUGCAGUGUUGCUGUUGUUGUUUUUCACUCAAGUUGGUUUUUUUUUUUAUAAGCGAAUAUAUUUAAAUUGAAGAAAAAAAGUGCAUAUCAACAUGAUGAUCAUUGUAAAUAUUGUUGUGUGUAGUGUUUUAGAAAUUCUAUAAGGUCUUAAAUCACUACAGAUGCUACCGUUAAGAACAAGUUUUGGAGGGGGUUUGGCCGGGGGCGGGGGGCGGGGGGUAAAUUAUCUGGUGCCAUUUUAAGUGCUAGUGAAGCUUACACAGUGACAUCAAUGUUUUUACAUCACUGCUUACCAGCACAGCCUUUCUUUUCUUUCUUUUUUCUUAUCUUCUUUUUCCUUCUUUUUUUUAUUCUUAUUAGAAAUAGCCCAUCAAUUUUAGAUUCCUCUCAUCAUCUCAGAGGUGUGGUGCAUUCCAGAGGCCUCCCUGUACUUGACAUGCUCUAGCAGUAAGAGAGACGUAUCACGGCAGACGCUUGACACCAAUCUCCAGAUGGAAUUCAGUGUCCUUGUGUCUGCGUGUGAUGUCUCUGUGAGUGUGACGGCAGUCGGGGUGAGGUGUAGGUCGGACGGAAGCACUGCAGGAAAGCGUCAUGUGUCAGCCAAAAACAAUAUUAUGCUUACAAUGCAAUGAAACAGAGGCACCCAAACCAGCGACACGAUCUGCUCCAAAAUCUACACCAAUCAAUAUUUUUUCUUUUUUUUUUGUACGAAAGCUAUCUACUUAAAAAAGAAAUAAAAGAUGCAGAUUGCUAAAUUGAAAAUCCUAUCUUCUCUGAUUGUAAGGAGAGAAAUUCUCCUUGAAUUGAAGCCAUCUGAAGCCACUUGUCAAAACUUGAUGUCAGCCUUACGUGGAUCUGUUUGUGUAUCGGCAUAUUAUCUUUUGAUUAUUGAAAUUUGUAUGAUGGAGAUUUUCUUUUAUACCAUCAUUGUUAUUGUCAAAGUACACCAAUAAAACUUACAAAACACA
Molecule: messenger RNA, 6103 nt
Organism: Scophthalmus maximus (turbot)
Lineage: Eukaryota; Metazoa; Chordata; Actinopteri; Pleuronectiformes; Scophthalmidae
Gene: b4galt5
Product: UDP-Gal:betaGlcNAc beta 1,4- galactosyltransferase, polypeptide 5
Exons: 9
Coding region: 502-1647 (381 amino acids)
Biological process (GO): carbohydrate metabolic process; glycoprotein biosynthetic process
Molecular function (GO): UDP-galactose:glucosylceramide beta-1,4-galactosyltransferase activity
Source: RefSeq, a predicted model, not a curated record